UUUUUUUUACUUUUAACUAAGAAAAAAUGGCUGUCGAUACUGUUGGAAAAGCUUCUUGGGCUGAUGAAUAUGAGGAUGAAGAAGAUAACUUCCAACCUCAAGUAUACACCGAUGAAGAUGGCAACAAGGUGAUUAUUGAAUACAGAGAAAAUGACGAUGGCAAAAAAGUCAAGGUGACUCGUAAAAUCCGUUCUAAACUCGUUACUGAACAUGUCAACAAAGCUGUUGCUGAACGCAAAAAAUGGGCAAAGUUUGGUGAAGAACAAGGUAAAAAACCUGGACCUGAUCUUUCAACAACUACUAUUGGUGAAAACAUUCCUUUAAAACUGGGAUCUACUACUGGCAAGACUGCUGAUGCCGUGGCAGAAGAAGAAGCCAAGGACAAGAUUAAGAGUCAAGCCAAGGCCAAGAACAUUGCUUGUCGUAUCUGUAAAGGUGAACACUUUACCAGUAAAUGUCCUUACAAGGAUACAAUGCAACCCUUGGAUGAAAUUGCUUCUACUAUUGAAGCUGUCAAAUUGGAUGGUUUAGAUACACCUGCUGAAACACCUGCUAGUACAGGUGGCCCUACCAAAUACACACCUCCCCACCUUCGUAAUAAGGCAGGUGGUGCUUCUGCUAAUAAUGGUGGUGGUGAAUCCAUGCGUUCUGAACAAAAGCGAGAUGAUUCUGCUACACUUCGUGUGACCAACUUGUCUGAAGACGUGACUGAUAACGAUAUUUAUGAUCUCUUUAGUCGCUUUGGUUCCAUUGCCCGUGUCUAUUUGGCCCGUGACCGUGAUACCAACCUCUGUAAGGGUUUCGCUUUUGUUUCUUUCAAUGAUCGUGAACAUGCUGAAAGAGCACAACAAGCUAUCAAUGGUUAUGGUUAUGACAAUUUGAUCUUGAGAGUUGAGUUUGCUAGAAGUUCUUAAUAAACAUUGUUGCAUGAAUCAAUACACACUGUACAUGAUUUGACCAAUCAUAUCCAUCGUAACAAAUGACGUCUCUGUACCAUAAACUGGAGCGG
Messenger RNA from Gilbertella persicaria, 1009 nucleotides. RefSeq names its product eukaryotic translation initiation factor 3 subunit G-domain-containing protein. The coding region runs from base 27 to 914 and encodes 295 amino acids. The transcript has 5 exons. NCBI's taxonomy places the organism in Eukaryota, Fungi, Mucoromycota, Mucoromycetes, Mucorales, Choanephoraceae. Gene Ontology annotation, molecular function: translation initiation factor activity; RNA binding. The record is from RefSeq and is a predicted model, not a curated record. Gene Ontology annotation, cellular component: eukaryotic translation initiation factor 3 complex; cytoplasm.